This is a messenger RNA of Acanthopagrus latus (yellowfin seabream), 2918 nucleotides long. RefSeq names its product zinc finger protein Eos-like. Gene Ontology annotation, molecular function: DNA-binding transcription factor activity; RNA polymerase II cis-regulatory region sequence-specific DNA binding. Bases 265 to 1998 code for a protein of 577 amino acids. Gene Ontology annotation, biological process: regulation of transcription by RNA polymerase II. The record is from RefSeq and is a predicted model, not a curated record. The transcript has 8 exons. NCBI's taxonomy places the organism in Eukaryota, Metazoa, Chordata, Actinopteri, Spariformes, Sparidae.
CCUAGCUAGCUAAGAUAGUUCAGGCUAACGCUGGUUUGUUAUGCUAGCGUCAAACAAGACGCCGUAGAGACUUGAAUGUUCAAUUUAGCGUCGGUCAGCUAAUUAAUGUCAUAAGUCAGCGUAAUCAACUUUGUGUAUUCGCCCGUAUCACUAAGCUACAACUUUGCGCCAUGCUUUUUAGUAAGCUGUCGAUGAUGGCAAAGUGUUGUAACGCUGUAGUGUUGAGUUUAGCUAACUCGGCUAACGUGUUCAGCCUCAACUACUAUGGAUGUUGAUGAAUGCAAUGGCCGGUCCUACAUAUCAGCUAGUGGAGACUCUUCAAUGGAAAGAGAGUUUUCUGGGGCCCUCGGAGGCCCAAAUGUGAGCACCCCGAACAGCAAGGAGACCUCUCCUAGUCGCUCCCUCAGCGCCAACUCCAUUAAAGUGGAGCUGUACAGUGAUGAAGACCCAGGUCGCAGUACUGAAGAUGAAAGAGGGGAGCGGGUAGAGGAAGGAGGUUCAGAGCAGGGGUCUGAGGCUGUUGGAGGCUACAGGGAACCCACCAAUCCUGACAUCAUGCCGACUGGAGCCACCAGAAUGCCAAAUGGAAAGCUCAAGUGUGACAUCUGUGGAAUGAUCUGCAUUGGGCCUAAUGUCCUCAUGGUGCACAAACGCAGCCAUACAGGUGAGCGACCAUUCCAGUGUAAUCAGUGCGGCGCCUCCUUCACUCAAAAGGGCAAUCUGCUCCGUCACAUCAAGCUGCACUCAGGGGAGAAGCCCUUUAAAUGUCCCUUCUGCAGCUACGCCUGUCGAAGACGAGAUGCACUCACCGGCCACCUUCGCACUCACGCAGUCUCCUCUCCAACUGUAGGAAAGCCAUUCAAGUGCAGCUAUUGUGGCCGAAGUUACAAGCAGCAGAGCACCCUGGAGGAGCACCGUGAGCGCUGCCACAGCUACUUGCAGAGCCUGGAGUCACAGCAGCCAUCCAGUGCACAGAAUACAGGAGAGGAGAUGAGAGAGCUAGAGUUUAUACCAGACUCUCUACUGCAGCCCACCUCAGACAAGAUGGCAUUUAUCGAUCGGCUCGCCAACAGCAUCACCAAACGCAAGAGAUCCACACCACAAAAAUUUGUAGGACAGAAGCACAUACGCCUCAACCUUGCAGAUGCACCUUAUGAGCUUAGCGCUGGAUUGGAUAAAGACAGGGAGAUGCACGCAGGGGACCUGGAAGGCCCGCACUUUACUGGUCUUGGAGGAGAAUAUGCCGGUGUAGCAGGUAAUGGAGGAGGAGGGGUGUCAGACACACUGAGGCCUCUACACCUUCCAACCACUCACCCAUCAUGUUUGUCAGAACUCAGGCCCAUCCACAGCUCCAUUCACACCACUGUUGCACUAGGCCCGAGGCUGGAUUGUACAGGGACUGGAGCUGGGCUGGGAGCUGCAGGUGUAGGGGGGAGGGAGGCAGCAGAGGGUCAUGAAGACCUGCCUGCUGGGCGAAGUCACGCACCCUCGCCAAGCAAUGGUUGCCAGGAUUCCACGGACACGGAGAGCAUGCCAGAUGAGCCGUGCAACAGCACUGCUCCAACGCCGGCCCUGCACAGUAACAACGGCCAUCAUCUUAUCCACUCCAACCAUCACCCGGCACCUCCUCCCGCUGCACACCACAGGAGUCGGGACAGACACAGUCCCAGCCAUGCCAAAGACAGGGAGGUGGAAAGAGAGGAUGGAGGUCAUUCAGCCCACCCACCUCCUGUCCUCGCACCAACUCCUAGCUCGCCUACAGCGCCCUCGUCCACAUCCAGGGAGGCUUUUCGGGUUGUAGACGGGGAGGGUCGAGCUGUGCGUUCGUUCCGUUGUGAGCACUGCCGCGUGCUUUUCCUGGACCACGUCAUGUUUACCAUCCACAUGGGCUGCCAUGGGUUUCGCCAGCCUUUUGAGUGUAACAUCUGUGGCCACCGCAGCCAGGACCGCUAUGAAUUUUCUUCACACAUCGUCCGUGGAGAGCACAUCCUUGACUGAGGAGGAAGGGUGGACAACCUGUUUUACGUAGAGACAUUUUUACACUUAGAUGAGGACCUGGUGGAGUUUGGUCUAAGCAGAAGAUGAAGGAGAGACAGAUGACUGAUGCGCAUAUUUCAAACAGGUACAUUAAUUUUAGAAACACACAUUGCCAUGCAGGCUGAUACAGUUAACUUGUACCAGCAUGAAUGUGUUUUUCUAAAAUUAAUGAUAGUCCUUAUGAUUUUAAUGCACUUUUAACGAUAAAUCCAUUUUAAAAUGCACUUUUAAUUAAUUAAAUGUACUCUUAAGUUAAUGAAGAGCCAAUGCACUUUUUCAUCCACAGAUGUGCCUUGACCCAAAAUUCAGGAAUCAAACCUGAUGCACAAAUUGUGGUAGACAAAUCUGACUUUCCCUCCUUGUGCACUUUAAAAAAAAACCUUAAUGUGAAGUUUAUAGGCUCAUCCACAAUGGAAUCAGUAGGAGUUUUAAUGGCAUUUCCUAAAAGCACUCAUUUAAUGAAAGGAUUUCCUAACAAACCUCAAGUUCGGCAAAGGUUUUUCCAAGGUGGGCUUGAUUCUGUUACAAGAAAUAGAUCGCUUUUUUAUGAGAACUGACGUGCAGGCCAAACUCAGACACCAGGUCCAAGUCGAGGAGAUUUGUUAGAGGGGUUGUCCAUCAGUUAGAACUGCACUUUUGUUUUUAACAGGGGAUGGUGUGUGUGUUUGUGUGUGUGUGUGAGAGAGAGAGCGAGUGAGAGAGGGAGAUCUUGAGAGCCUCUGUGUUCCUUGGAAGUAAAGUGGAAAAUGAAGGCCUUUGUGUGAAUGCUGUGUGGGGCAGCGUUUGAAAUGUUUUGUUUUUCUUUCCUAUGACUGCUUUUGUUGCACUGAUACCUGCCAGAAUACUAUGAUUAUAUUAAACUAUUUUAUGGAAUACAUUAA